Messenger RNA from Habropoda laboriosa, 2514 nucleotides. RefSeq names its product tuftelin-interacting protein 11 (gene sip1). The coding region runs from base 19 to 2514 and encodes 831 amino acids. The transcript has 8 exons. Gene Ontology annotation, cellular component: U2-type post-mRNA release spliceosomal complex. NCBI's taxonomy places the organism in Eukaryota, Metazoa, Arthropoda, Insecta, Hymenoptera, Apidae. Gene Ontology annotation, biological process: spliceosomal complex disassembly. Gene Ontology annotation, molecular function: nucleic acid binding. The record is from RefSeq and is a predicted model, not a curated record.
UUAACAAACUCUGACAAAAUGUCGGAAGACGAAGUAGAAAGUUUUGAAAUUACGGAUUAUGACCUUGAUAAUGAAUUCAAUAUUAAUCGUCCUAGACGAAAAUUAACAAAAAAGCAGCAGAUGCUUGGUAUUUGGGCAGAUGAUAGCGACGAAGAUGAAUUAUCUGCCAGACCAUCGUUUAAAACUUUUGAUAAAGGACCAAAAAAUUAUACAACCCCUGUAAAUUUUGUAGCUGGUGGUAUUCAACAAGCUGGAAAGCCAAAGGAAGAAUCAGGUGAUAAAGAUGAUGAUGAUAGUGACAGUGAGAGUGCAAAUAGGUCACAAAAGGAAUUUCCAAAUAGUUCAAGUUCUGAUGAUGAAAGGCCCAGUAGUAUGCAGCAACGUACAUCAUUUUCAUUAAAUAUAGAUGGAGAUAUUGCAGGGUUACGUAAAAAGAAGCACAAAGUCAAUCCUGUACUAAUACAAAGUGGAAUGGGCAGCUGGGAAGUCUAUACAAAAGGUAUUGGAGCUAAGUUGUUGCUGCAGAUGGGGUUUGAACCUGGGAAAGGGCUGGGUAAACAGUUACAAGGUAUCAGUGCACCAGUGGAAGCACAUUUGAGGAAAGGCAGAGGUGCUAUUGGUGCUUAUGGUCCAGAAAAAGGUCCAAAAGUUCCAGACAAGAAAAAGGAAGAGGAAGCAGAAGAAGGAAAGGAAACCAAAGCUAAGUUAUCACAAUGGAGAAAAGGAGAUGGAAAUGCUACAAAGAAGAAAGUAAAUUAUGUGUAUCGCAGUGUUGAUCAAGUUUUAGAGGAUGGAAAAUUAAAACCUAAUAAAAAAGUGAGAAUAUCUAAUGAGAUGAGUAGGGUGAAAGUUAUAGACAUGACUGGGCCAGAACAAAGAAUUCUUAGUGGAUAUCACGCAAUAGCUGGAGGUCAACAACGUCCCGACGAAAACGUUGUUGUCAUUGAUAAAAAAUCUAAGGUUUACUUUGCACUGCCUGAGCUUCAGCAUAAUUUAAACAUACUUGUGGACAUGUGUGAACAGGAUAUUAUUCAAAAUGACAGAAGGACAAGGCACUUGAGUGACAGAGUGAUUGCACUGGAAGCUGAGAAAAAAAAUUUAUCCAAGUUUAUUGACCAACAAGGCCAGCUUAUUGAUACUUUAGAAAAUGUCCUUUCAAUUGUAGACAGGUUGAUGGAUGAAACAAACCAACUGACAUUACAAGAAACUGCAGAAGCUUUUAAAGACUUACAAGAUAAAUAUUAUGAAGAAUACAAAAUGUAUGAACUUGGUGAAUUGGCUAGUAGUUUUGUUGGUCCUAAGAUAAAAGACUGUCUGGUUAGCUGGAAUCCACUAAUGCAACCGAAACAACCAAUCAAAUUGUUUGAACAAUGGAAGAGUAUUUUAGAGAGUGGUACUACUACUCUUCAAACAAGAACUAUGCACCCAUAUGACCAACUUGUUUGGAAUGCAUGGAUGCCAUCAAUUAGAGGGGCUACACAGCAAUGGACGUGUAGACAACCAGAUCCGUUAAUUGAAUUAAUAGAGCAUUGGAUACCAUUACUCCCAAACUGGAUAUUAGAAAAUAUUUUAGAUCUGUUAAUACUUCCUAAACUUACCUUGGAAGUGGAAGAAUGGAAUCCUCUUACCGACACAGUACCCAUUCAUACAUGGAUUCAUCCUUGGUUACCACUUUUACGGAACCGUUUGGAUACUUUAAUAUAUCCCAUAAUACGGCGAAAACUGGGAUCUGCAUUGGGUGGCUGGCACCCAUCUGACAGAUCUGCUAGGCUAAUGUUACAACCAUGGGCUAAUGUCUUCGCGAAAGGAGAUAUGGAGGCCUUCUUAGUGAAAAAUAUCAUUCCAAAAUUACAAAUCGCACUUUCGGAAUUUGUUAUAAACCCACAUCAACAACAUUUGGAUCAAUGGAAUUGGGUAUAUGAAUGGAAGGAAUUAAUUCCAUCGCAUAUAAUGGCGGGAUUACUCGAUAAAUUCUUCUUCCCUAAAUGGUUACAAGUUUUGGCACUUUGGUUAAAUCAUUCCCCUAACUAUGAUCAAGUUACGAAUUGGUACAUGGGAUGGAAAAGUAUGUUGAAUGAAAAACUAUUGGGUGAACCAUUAGUAAAAGAACAUUUUAAGAAAGCAUUAGACAUGAUGAACAGAGCAGUUUCCGCGCCGCAGAGUCAUCAACCUGGUGCAAUGGAACAAGUUUCGUAUUUAACAAGUUUAGAAAGGACUCAACCUACUAUGUCACAAAUGCCCCCAACUGCUCAGCCAAGAAUGGAGAGACUUGCGGAAGCAGUUAGGACAGCAUCACAAAUACCUCAAGGUUUCAAAGACCUUGUUCAAAAGAAAUGCGAAGAAAGAGGUAUUUUGUUUAUGCCUAUACCGAAUCGGUACAGAGAAGCAAAACAAGUAUAUAAAGUGGGCAAUGUUCAAGCUUACAUAGACGGAAACGUCUUAUUCGUGUGUCACAAUGGCAUGAAUUGGAUGCCAACACAUUUAAAUGCUCUACUAGAUAUGUCUGAACUUUAG